Molecule: messenger RNA, 654 nt
Organism: Mesorhabditis belari
Lineage: Eukaryota; Metazoa; Nematoda; Chromadorea; Rhabditida; Rhabditidae
Source: the annotation of a GenBank genome assembly
AUGUCACUGAGGCCUUCGCAAAGUCAUCCAAGCGUGUCGGCGUCUAUGGUGAAUGCGCGGUGCUUCCUCGCCGGUUGGCGCUUCCUCUUCGCUCGGAAGAAAGAUCGCAACAUGCACCCACAAGUCGAUAAGUUGCUUUCGGAUAUCGACAAACAUCUGCACCAGCCGGGACCAAUCACUAAUGUUUUGGCAAAGGCAGAAGAGAAAUCGGGGAUUCGUCGGCUGCAUUUGGUUCUUGGGAUCGCCGGAUUACAAGCACUCUACUUGAUCUUCGGACAUUUCGCAGCUCUUCUCUGCAAUUUCAUGGGCUUCAUCUAUCCGGCUUAUUGCUCCAUCAGAGCAAUUGAAUCAUCAUCAAAGGAAGACGAUACUCAAUGGCUAACUUAUUGGGUUGUGUUUGCACUUUUCUCGGUAGCCGAAUUCUUCUCGCAUCAGAUUUGUGCCGUCUUCCCAAUUUACUGGCUGUUCAAGAGCUUGUUCCUGCUCUAUCUCUACUUGCCCGAGACGCUUGGAGCCAAGAAGAUCUACCACAAGUUCAUCCAGCCACUUGCCGCCAAGCAUGCUCCUUCAAUCGACAGUCGUCUUAAUGCUUUUGCUGAUAAGGCUCGUGAUGGCGCUCGCCACAUUGUUGACGACAUCCGGGAGCACGUGCAU